UGGGAUUGCCGGUUCGUUCAUUAUCUUACAGUCGCAGUUACGUUGGGGAUUUGUUCGUGAAUACACCGUCUAUCGCUCUCUCAAGUCAAAGGAAUCGUACUUUCCGUCCAUACUUCCCCCACACAAGCAUUCAGAACCAACCCUCUCGUUUUUUGCACCUACAGGUUGGUGCAGGAAGAAAGGAAGGAUGGCAUACACAGUCCCACCUGGGUUGGACUACCUAACUCAGCUCGACCAGGUGUUAGUGAAGCAGAAACACGAGAUAUUCGAGAUUCUCUCCGGAUGUGAAAUGAACAACAAAUACGAGCUGAAGAACUCGCUGGGACAGCAAUUUCUGUUGGCAAAGGAGGACACUGACUGCUGCACCAGGCAGUGCUGUGGCCCCAUGAGACCAUAUGAGAUGGCCCUCCUCGACAACCAGGAGCAGGAGAUUAUACAUCUCUCUCGCCCCCUUGCCUGUAUCAACUGCUGCUGUUCUUGCUGCCUUCAGAGUUUAGAGGUGUCCAGUCCACCGGGGUCAGCAAUUGGCACCAUCCACCAGGAGUGGAGCAUUUGUACUCCCAUGGCUGGCAAGUUCACCAUCAGGAAUGUGUCAGGUGAUGUGGUGCUCAGGAUAGAGGGACCCGUGUGUGCCUUCAGCUGUGGCGGUGAUGUAGUCUUCAAGAUUUUCAAUGAGGACAACUCUGCCCAGAUUGGUCAUAUAACAAAGCAGUGGAGAGGGUUCUGUGCUGAGGCAUUUACCGAUGCUGAUAACUUUGGCCUCACCUUCCCCAUGGAUCUUGAGGUGCGCUUCAAGGCCCUCAUCAUUGGUGCAGCAUUCCUCAUUGAUUUCAUGUACUUUGAAAAGGCUAAAAACUAAGAGCCAGAGCUACACGGGACAUGUUCACCCUUUUACUUCUUGAAUUUCUUGACAAUGAUGUUAGAAAAUGACCUUUCUCCAUGAGCUGCAGGAACUACUGUGAGCUACAAUACCUGCUGUUGCCUGUGGUAACUGAAGUAACUGUUGCAUGCUGGGGUAAUCACUGUGCCCUGUGGUAACUUUUGAUAAUUGUUAUGAGCUGUGGUAAUGCCAUUUACCUGUUGUAGUAAAUCCUCUGAUCCCUCAUAUAUGUUGUUAUAUAGAGUAACAACUUGUUUUCUAAACCUUAGCAUGAGAUAAUGAUUUAUUAAAGCAGUUACCACAGUAACUAACUUCCCUCAUGAUCAUUACUUGGUACCUAGAUCACACAAGUGGCCUUGUACAUUGUCAAUGCAGAGUGACUACCUCUGUACUCUGGUAUCUCUUGCCUAAGUUGGAAUUAAAUGUACUGUAGUUUAAUAUUCUGUCAAUGGAUAAUCACAAGAAAUAUAAAGGAGAAAUAGGUCAGUAUAUAAUUGGUAUAGAACUUGGAUUAUUUGUAAAAUUAUCUUCUUAAAAACAUAAGAAUUUGUUUUAGAUUUGGUGUGCUGUAAACUAUGAAUACAGGUUAUGAUACCAUUUAUCCGGCAUGCUUGGGACCCGGGAGUUGCCGGAUAAGGAUUUUUUCUGGAAUUUGGAGUGCCAUCCUAAAAUAUACAGUAAACCCUUUAUAACUGGCUGUGAAGCCUCUGUUCUGAUCAUUAGAUUCACCCAAAAGUAGCUUUAACUGUAUACACUGUAACAUUAAAACUUAAAAUUGGAGGCACAUAAGUCACAAAAACAAAAGCAUAUAAUUAGUAUGUACAGUAAUAAUAAAAGAAUAAAAAAAGGUAAAAAUUAUACAAGUUAGUGUUUAAACUGCAUCACAAUCGCCCAUGAUACUCACCGUAGCAUUGCAACAGUGUCCUUUCCCUCUGACCUCUCCACACACUCACCACACAGCUUCAUGGAUGUAAACCUGUAGAUACAAAAAACUUUGCACCACAUGAUAAUUAAUUAUUUUAUUUCUUUUUGUACUUUCUGUAUGUAGGAUUGUUUGUGCUAUAACUGAGUAAAAAAAUAAAUUAGAAAAUUACUGUACAUGUAUCUACCUGAAAUUACCAGUUGAAAAAAUACUUCAUGCUGUUGAUAAUAUUUUCCCUUAUUUGUUUUCAUUCUCUGUAUGUGUGAUUGAGUGUGUAUGUAUCUGAAUAAAGAAAAUUACGUAUAUCUACCCAUGAGCUGAAAAAUUACCACAACAUAACAUAUAGCUCACAGGCGGGGAUUGGUUGGAAAUAUCCCCGCUCAGCCAAGGGAAAUACUUUUGGUGCUCAUUUUAAAUUAUUGUGCCAGAACAAAGCCAUUUUUUGGAGCAUUCCAGAUACCAGGACAUUGGAUAAAUGGUCUCAUACCUGUAUAUAUAAGUGUAUGUAAUGUGUAUGAAUAUGCAUGUACAGUACAUAUGUUCAAAAUACUGUACUUUCUCGCACUGCCUAAGAGGAUGGUUCUUACAGUCUGCUCCUCUACCCUCUAUCUUUCCAUAUAUCUACAUACAAUACUUACACCUACCUCAGUUUCUUCACAAAUCUUCCUCAUUCUUUCUCUACAUCUCCUACACUUUUUUCCAUGAGCUUUCUACAUAAUCUUUCUCAUUUCUCAUCAUUUUUCUCACUUUCAUCCUUUACUUUCUUAUUUUCUCUCUACAGUACACCUCUCUUACACCUCUUUCAGUCUUUCCUUGCACGUCCCUCACUCUUUGUCUGCACCUCCCUCAUGCUUUUCCUACAUCUCCCUCACAUUCUCCUCACACCUGUCUCACUCUUUCCUCACCAAUCCCAUGAAAGUUAAAUUAAAUUUAUGGUACAUGUAAUUGUCUUAAAUUUGAGGAAAACAUUUUGUUCGUAGUUUGUCACAAUAAAUGGCUCCAAAACCUCACCACUGCCAAUAGUACAGUACUAGUAACACCCAUUAUUGGUCCAUGGCAACAUGUGAUAACCCCCCCUGGUGCUGGUUCGUAUGUCCAUACUCUUCACUACUACUACAGGACCGUCAACUUUUCCCCCAAAGAAUCCUGAAAAAAUUUGAUAUUUACAGUUUCAAAAUUUCUUCUCUAAGUAUAUUUAUGUGGAUUAAGAACUUGAAUAGCAAGUUAUUAUUAUUAUAUCCCUUAAGAAGAUUCCCUAAAGUUGAGAUUUAAAAUUAUGUUUGUAAAGGAUGUUAUCAUACCAACUAUACUGUAUGAUAUGUUGAGUUCGUGACGAGAUAAUAUUCGGGUUAAAGACAUUGCAUAGUAGGUUUUUAAGACCUUUUGUUUUAGUGACAAAAUCUUAAGUCAAAAUACACUACAGUACUAUACAAGUAUCUCUCACUCUACAAACAUUUGAGCUACGGAAAGUCUAUUAUACGGAUUUUCUUUUCUUGCACAUCCUUCUUAUUUUAUGAAAGCUCUUCUCACUUAUAUGAAUAUGGUUCCUUAAGGUAAUGUACCAGAUAUAUUUAUUAUUUUUUUAAUGCUAGGUACUAAAUUAAAGUAUAGUUAGACACUAUUUUACAGUAGUUAGGAAGAAUUUUUGUUGUUUGUGAGCCAAUUUAAUUUUUUUUUAGGUAUGAUAUUGGGGUUUCUUAUCAUUAUGGAACCGAACCCUAUACUGUAUGUUAUAUUUAAAGUGAGGGAUACUUGUAUGUUCAGUAUUUCAGCUGUCAUAUUUAAUUAAGGAUGUGUUAGGAUAUGAUGCAUUUAGCUGCUGAUAGAAAUACUGUGUACAAGUAUUGGACAUUUUUGACAAAAAAUAUUAAAAUUAUUCCACUCACCUAUAAUAGUUACCUGAUAACUCUCACUUAAAGAAAACAGUAACCCUGAGCUGCCAGUAGUGAACACACUGCCUGUUGUCUGACCAUUAUAUCUGAUACUGUAUGUCAAUAGAAAAAACUUAGUUUCAACAAUUUUGAUAAACAUGUUAUUUUGUAAACUGCUGACUGAGUGCAAUAGACUUUGGGACCAUGAUUCUACAGUGAAUAUCAGGUACAGCAAGUCACUGAUUUACGUCAUAGAUGCAUAACAAAAAAAUGCGACAUUAUUCAGAAAGUCGUGCAUUCACAGGGAACAUUUUCCAUCACCUUAACCUUUAAUGUGAACUUCAUACAGCAGAGCCUCUAACUAACACAAACCAGAGCAAACUACUAAGUUAUGUGCCAUGUUAAAGAGGUAUAUGACAUUAAAGUACUGUGUAGGUUUAAAAUAAAUACAGUUUUCAGUCAUCCUAAUCUAACUUUUCCACUUGACUUCAUGCAGUAGAUGUGCUCAUGAAGCACAAACCAAAGUAGAUUACUAACUUUGUGUUAUACAGUACUGUACUAAAGUUCUGAAGCUGACUGAGUGAGUUCCCGCCCGAUCGCCACACCAUAAGCCAUGUCUAAUAUCUAUUCUUUCUUCACUUUUCUUUAAUAAGCAUCACUAAAUAAUUAAAACAAAAAGACUGAGCCUUAAACUAACACGGUAUGUCUAAAGGCAAAAUCACUUUCAUCUGCAACGUCACUGUCAGGGUCACUUGCCUCAACAGCCUGUCUCUCCUCUACCUCUGUCUCCCUAGGCCAUCUCUCUCCUGAAUUCACACUUCCGGAAUUUUCAUGUCUAAACUGAUGGAAAGAUGGUAUUUCUUGGGUACACUCACUUACUAAGAAAUAAGAACACAGAUACUAUGCUGAAUAUCAUAUCUAAUAAAUAUGUACCCAAGACCAAACCCAGAGCCUCCAGGAAUACAAGGAGACCGCAACACAUGAACCAUGCGGCGGUCAGCAAAGUUAAGAAGAAAACUCAGGAUUUCUAGACAUGGGUUAGAACAAAUGGUGAGCAGGACAGGAGGAUGUAUGCUAGAUCUAGGAACUAAGCAAAGUUACAGUGUAGAAGGGCUGAAAAAGAGUUCCAGAGGCAGGCAGAUUGCAAGUGACGUCAAUUCAAACCCAAAGGCUUUUUACCGCUACGCAAAGUCGAAAUUAAAAAUGCAAUUAGGCUAUCAGACUGAGGCUUGAAGAUGGUAGUUAUGCAGAUUCUGACCAGGAUAAUGUGGAGGUGUUGAACAAAUUCUUUUCCUUGGUGUUCACAAGAGAGGAUGUGAACAAUCUUCAUGCAUUUGAGGAAGGACAGUUUAACACAUUGCUGAGCCACAUUGUGUUCCCGUAUAAGGUUAUAAGAAAUAGACUGUCAAAGCUAAAGAUUCACAAGAGUUCCGGCCCUGAUAUGGUACACCCCAGAGUGUUAAGAGAACUGUAACAAGCUUGUGGAGCCCCUUAAGGUUCUGUUUUGCAAAUUCCUGGAGGAGCAAAUGGUUCCCGAUGACUGGAAAAUGGCUUAUGUGAGUCCUAUACAGUAUUCAAGAAGGGCGAUCGUCACUCCACGAAUAAUUAUAGACCAGUGAGCCUGACAAACAUAGUACGUAAAGUAUUAGAGAGCAUUAUAAGAGAUGCCAUGAUGGAACUUCUACUAUGAAACAACCUUGUAAAAAACUGCCAACAUGGUUUUAUGCCGGGAGGAUCCUGCUUAACACAAUUAGUCAAGAUACUGGAUGUUUGGACUCAAAUUCUAGAGCAAGGCAGAAAUAUCGACAAUAUAUACGUAGAUUUUGCCAAGGGUACCGGAUUCAAUGAAAUGUCCUAGCUUGGAUCCGAGACUUUCUGUAUGACUGCAAACAGUGUGUGGUGAUAAAUGGUACGAAAUCGUCAUGUGUACCUGUGACAAGCGGGGUGCCACAGGGCAGUGUAUUGAGCCCCUUGUUGAUUGUUUGCUUCAUAAAUGAUUUGCCAGAAGCUAUACACUCCUCCAUACAAAAGUUUGCGGGAAAUUAAAGACCAACAGAUUGUGAUGAGUUACAGAAAGAUCUCUGUGAGCUUCAAGAAUGGUCAAAGAAACGGCUGUUAAGAUUCAAUGUCACGAAGUGCAAGAGGAUGCAUCUAGGCCAUACCAACUGCAUUAAUUGAAACCGAAUGUGAAAAGAUUCUGGGUGUGUAUGUCGACAAUGAAUUUAAGUUCUCGGGCCAUUAUGAGAAGAAGGUGAAUCAGACAACAAAACUAGUAGGUCUCAAAAGAAGGUCAUUUAAAUAUCUGGAUGGUCCAUCACUCAACACAAUAUUCAAGAGUGAGGUGCUUCCCUGUUUGGAGUACUGUUACCCCAUCUGGUCCCCGAGGUAUGCUAAAGAUUGUCACUUGAUUGAAAAUGUCCAAAGAAGGGCCACCAAACUGGUGCCUGCCUUACAGAAUCUCGGUUACCCAAAGAGAUUAGAAUGCUUGCAGCUGCUAACUUGCGCUACAGCUGAGCAAGGGGCGACCUAAUCAAAGUGUAUAAACAUCUCAGGUGGCACUUCUUGGUCGAAUGUACAUAUCUGGAGCUGGCGGACAUCUGCCCCACAAAGUGUCACAGCUUAAAGUUGAAAAGCUACAAGUCCAGAAAACUGCGUGGGCAAACAUUUUUGGAGUGAGAAUUGUGAACUCUUGGAUCAAUCUGCCAGAGAGUGUUGUGAUGGCACCAAGUGUGAGCUCAUUCAGGCCAGACUUGACCAACACUGGAGCAGGUUCAGAUAUAUUGAGGAGCCAGUGCAUGCCCAGUACUUGCCAACGGUGUGUAACAGAUACGUAACCAACCGCCCGAGCGGCUAAUGAUCCGAUCAGUAGCGAAGAGGACGAGAGUAAAAGUAAAAAAAACACCAGUAGGACUGUUUGCAGGAAGUUUUACAGCCAUGGUGUUUUGGUGUUUUUUUAAUGUUGGGCUCAAAAAUAAUCCAUGGAGCAGUACCAGUUGUUUUCACCAAAACAGAAAGCGUGAGACUGAAUUUUGGUUGGCUGGGUACACAUGGGUUAGGCGGGCGCCACACUGGUGAGCGCGAGAUUCCAAAAAGACUCGAUAUCAGACCAGUGAAAUAUAUCAAAUAAUGUUCCUUAACUAUUAAACAACUUCAUGUCGAAGUGAUGCUGUUUGGCAUGAUGUAAAUCAGUGAAUGAAUGUUCGUGCAAUUAGACUCGGAGGACAAAAACACAAAUUGUCACAUAUAUAGAGCACAUUGUGAUGUAAGCAAGGUACUAUUGAUCUACAAUAGGCUGCUGCUGUAUUAUUAGAAUAGAGUAUUUAUAGAAUAGAUUACAAGCUAAAAUACAGUAUGAUCACUAUCCAAAAGAUGACCCAUAAAAUUUAACAAUAAUAUCCAAUAGGGGAACUUAGAUGAUAUCCAUUUUUUAAUAGAACUCGAGUACUUAUAAAUCUGUUGAGAAGAUGGCAGUCAUAUAUAAAUGCAUCAGUAAUGUGAACAUGUUUAUAAAUGCAAUUUUGAAUUCCUUUGCUGUGGCCUUCACAAGUUAAAUGUCCUUCAGGUGCUGAGAAUAUUUAUUGUUUGGUAUGUCCUAAGUUUUUGAUCAAGCUAUUUUGUUUAAUUAUCUGGGAAAAAUCAUUUUUUAAUUUAGAGUCAUCUCAAGCUACAGCAACUGCAUGAUGGCACAUUUACCAUUUCACAACUUUUUCGUCUGCUAUUUGAACUUAUUUGUGGCGGAAAAUGCAGAGCGGAGAGUUCUGGUCCUUAGGUCAAAUAUGCGGAGUAAGAACUCCUUAUGUUUAGAUCUAUUAUUUGACUUGUACAGUAUUGGGUAUUAUUUCGUUAUAAAUUAGUCCAUAAUAUUGGGAUUGACAUUAUAUAAAGGCAUAUUUAUAUAUUACCAUAAUAACAUCAAUUGUCUUAUGCACUUUGAGUCAACUCAGAGAUAACUAUGCAGUAAUCCCAUGCCAUUUGCGAGGAAUAGGUUCCAAGAAAUGGCACGAAUUGGCAAAACCACAAAUAGCAACUUAUACUACCUUAGUGCACUACUGUAUACCUGUACCAAACAACUGACCAGCCGAAGCAGCACUCAUUCCCUCUUUUAACUUAUUUAAUAAUAAAACUUUCUUUGUCAGGGUCAUCACUGACUUCUGCCUUUUACAUUUAACUCCACUAGCAUCACUAGCACUGACACUAGGCAGUCUUUUAGGGGCCAUUUCACACAGAAACACUAAAGUUUUGAGAGUACAACACGAGAUACUGCGUGGGUGACUCAUUGUGCUGCAGGAAAAGGCUUGCAAGAAAGCCACCAUAGCCACCAUCUGCUUACCACGAAUCGUCAAAAUUACGAUUCGCAAACUAAAGAAUGGCAAGGGUCUACUGUAUUCAUUAUAUGUACUGUACUAUUUUCAUCAAAGUCAAACAAAAACAAACUACUGUAUGUUUCAUAUGUAAUUACAAAAUAAAUGGAUUAUUUUCCAUUA
Molecule: messenger RNA, 8157 nt
Organism: Homarus americanus (American lobster)
Lineage: Eukaryota; Metazoa; Arthropoda; Malacostraca; Decapoda; Nephropidae
Product: phospholipid scramblase 1-like
Exons: 6
Coding region: 188-859 (223 amino acids)
Biological process (GO): plasma membrane phospholipid scrambling
Cellular component (GO): plasma membrane
Molecular function (GO): phospholipid scramblase activity
Source: RefSeq, a predicted model, not a curated record